Molecule: messenger RNA, 893 nt
Organism: Drosophila melanogaster (fruit fly)
Lineage: Eukaryota; Metazoa; Arthropoda; Insecta; Diptera; Drosophilidae
Exons: 2
Coding region: 291-830 (179 amino acids)
Source: RefSeq, marked reviewed
AAUCAACAUUGUCCAAUCAGUUCACCCACUGCGAUAAAGUUUAUUCCGCUGUGUCCAUUAAACUAUUAUUUCUAGGUGUUAGCUGUUGCCAGCGCUGGAUAGCCUUGACUGGUUUCGCCAUCCAGAUACUAAUUAAUUGGACUGGAAAUUUUAAUAAAUCCGUAGAUAUCCGCUGAAUCAGAGUGAAGCUUUUGCUUUGUUAUCACCCAGCUGGCUUGGUCAGCAGAGUGAUAACGCCACGAAAAAAAAACCGUAUUAUCAUCUUUUUGGGCUGACACGCUACACGUAACAUGGAUGACAUAGUACCCGAUGUGCUGGAUGCGGUUCCCGCUGGCACCAUUAAGGUCAUCUAUGGCGAUGACUUGGAGGUCAAGCAGGGCAACGAGCUAACCCCCACCCAGGUGAAGGACCAACCGAUUGUCAGCUGGUCUGGGCUGGAGGGAAAGUCCAACCUAUUGACCCUGCUCAUGGUGGAUCCCGAUGCACCGACUCGUCAAGAUCCCAAGUACCGUGAGAUUCUGCACUGGUCUGUGGUCAACAUUCCCGGCAGCAAUGAGAAUCCUUCUGGUGGCCACUCCCUAGCGGACUACGUUGGAUCUGGACCGCCCAAGGACACUGGCCUGCAUCGGUAUAUUUUCCUCCUCUAUCGCCAGGAGAACAAGAUCGAGGAGACGCCCACUAUAUCCAAUACUACUCGCACAGGCCGUUUGAACUUCAACGCCCGGGACUUUGCCGCCAAACAUGGAUUGGGCGAGCCCAUUGCCGCCAAUUAUUACCAGGCCCAGUAUGAUGACUAUGUGCCAAUUCGGAAUAAAACGAUCGUAGGCUAGAUUUGUGCAUAUAUCAUGCAGGGUUUUCAAUUCCCCGUCAAUAAAGUUUAACCAAUUGCUUAU